Molecule: messenger RNA, 2258 nt
Organism: Pseudophryne corroboree (corroboree frog)
Lineage: Eukaryota; Metazoa; Chordata; Amphibia; Anura; Myobatrachidae
Gene: FBXO28
Product: F-box protein 28
Exons: 5
Coding region: 16-1197 (393 amino acids)
Biological process (GO): protein polyubiquitination
Molecular function (GO): protein binding
Source: RefSeq, a predicted model, not a curated record
GGGCAAGGCCACAAAAUGGCGGCCGGCCACGAUGGCGUCAUGGCAAUGAUGAGCACUAGGGGGAGUUGCCAGGAGUUACAAUGUCGGCUCCGCCUGGCGGAAGUGACCUCACACGGGGACGUAGCUGCUGCUGCUGCUACAGGAGAGGAGGAAGAGAGAAAGAUGUCGGCAGCUGAGGAGGAUCGGGGGAGCGAAGGCGGCUCGGGGGGCCCGGGCUCCUCAGGCGGCCAGAGGCCGAGGUCCGCCUCCCCCGGCCCGAACCAGCUCCACCAGAGCAACACCCUGCUCGGCCUGCCCAUUGUGGCCAUCGAGAACAUCCUCAACUUCCUGACCUACGACGAGAUCAGCCAACUCCGGCUGGUCUGCAAACGGAUGGAUCUGGAGUGCCAGCGCAUCCUCAAUCAGGGCUUCCUGCGGGUGGAGCGGUAUCACAACUUGUGUCAGAAACAGGUCAAGGCCCAGCUGCCAAGGCGAGAAUCAGAAAGGAGGAAUCACUCGCUGGCGCGUCACGCAGAUAUCCUCGCUGCGGUGGAGACCAGGCUGUCUUUGCUUAACAUGACAUUUAUGAAAUAUGUGGACUCUAACCUCUGCUGCUUCAUACCGGGAAAGGUUAUUGAUGAAAUCUACAGUGUACUGAGAUACGUCAAUUCUACAAGGUCCCCCCAGAGAGCCCACGAGGUCCUGCAGGAGUUACGGGACAUCUCCUCUAUGGCAAUGGAAUAUUUUGAUGAAAAGAUUGUUCCAAUACUUAAAAAGAAGUUGCCAGGCUCUGAAGUGUCCGGCCGUCUCAUGGGCUCUCCGCCAGUUCCUGGUCCCUCCACGACUCUGAGUACCAUGCAGCUGUUCUCCAAGCAGAACCCUUCCAGGCAGGAGGUGACGAAACUGGUACAGCAAGUGAAAGCCAACGGGGCCGGCCUGACCGUCCUCAGGCGGGAGGUGACGGAACUGCGCACCAAGGUACAGGAGCAGCAGAAACAGCUUCAGGACCAGGACCAGAAACUUCUAGAACAGACCCAAAUCAUAGGCGAGCAGAACGUUCGCCUCACGGAGUUAGAGCACAAACUGCGUGAUGUGGUGGACAGCGCGGUAGGCACCUCGGGAACGGGUCCAAGGGACGACUCCCCCCGGAAGAGGAAGAAAGUAGCCGAGGUUGUGGACUGCCCUAGGAAAUCAAAACGGCUCCGAACCAGGAAGUAAUUCUAUUAAAACUGUGUUUAGCUAGCGGCAUGGUUCCUGGACUGGGCACUGGUUGGCAACCAAGGUGCAACCGAACCUCAGCUUUGGUGUAGGUUACACUUUCCCUUCCUUGCAAUUGAAAUGCCACAUACAAAGAUGAGCACCUUCUGUGGGUUACUCUGUAGUCCUGUCUUUUUCAUUUGCAGCCAUUGGUAGGUUACAGCAGGGAUGCGUUCUUGGUCAUGGAUUUCCGAGGACCUGCACGACACAGCGUAAGGGGGUUCCCUGAUGAAUUUCUUCACAACACUAGGCUAAACUCUUCACGCACGCUGGGUAUUUCUCCUGUCGAGAAUCCUUAACCUAUUUAUUUAAUGGACGAGGGUCCUCAUCUCUUUAUCUAGGCUAAGAAAUGACGGCGCGCAUUUAAAGUGUACUUGGCGCCCAGAUGCAGCGGAGGUGGCGAUCUUGUGGGGCUAAACCAAUAUUCCAGAAAAUGCAACUUGCUCAUUCGGAAACAAUCAACCGUGCACCAGCGUAAAGUUUUGUCAUGUCGCUGGUCUGCAGUGAAUGGUAUUUUGGUGCAGCCCCCAAGUUGUUACCCUCCCCUGUGUGCGGGCAGACAGCAUGCACUCUACACACCACACCCACCUUUUCGUCAAAAUGUCUAAAACGUCACUAGAUCCACUACUUCAGAUUAGUUGUGAACCUGUCAUGAAGUCUAGAACAUACUGCGUGGCGUUACCUAGCACCCACCAUACGCUUCUUUAUUAUUAUUUUUUUAAGUGUUAUUUAUGUUCCGUUUGUUAUUGGUAACCUAACUCCUCAGUGCCUAUUUUCCUGUUAACAGAUUUGUAACAUCCAGACGUUGGACUGUUAGAAGUUUCGACCCUUGCACCAGUUUCACAUUGAGCGAAACGCGGCAGAUUGUAUACGUGACACUGUUCCUUUUCCUUUGAGUUCAAUGCUGGGUACUGGUAUAUGAUCCACUAAUGUCUGAAAAAGCCAGUCUUUGUAAAACAUCACUUAGACUUGAAUUGUGUAUACACCGUAUAUAUAUCCAUAUAAAUAUAUAUGAUACCUUU